UGUUCCUUUAAAAAUCCGAAUGCAGCUGGUAACUCAUAAACAGAAUGGGUCCCUUUAAAUCGUGCGUAGAGUGGAGCAGGUGGGUGUUCCCCUGCGCAACACAGCGCUGCUGGAACCGAGCGCAGUCACUUUUUACGGAAAUUUGCGGCUUGUCCUCGACGCUUUAGCGAAAUGCUGCAGCUGAAUGACAGCGUAGACCCCGAGAGCCCGGGUGCGGCUGUUUUACACCCGGCGGACUGUGAUGAUGGGCUGGAGGUGGUGGCCCGAGCUGGAGCUUCGGUGGCCUGCUGCACCCCGCUACAGACCCUCACGCCUUUCCAUGUCCACAACCCAACCAUGCGAGCCAAAGUCAAGGAUUAUUUCGUCUUCAGGCCAGGAACCAUAGAGCAGGCAGUCAAUGAUAUCCGCACGGUUGCCUUGCCUUCAGAAGACGGAGAGGUUCUUAGCGUGUGGCUGCUAGCUGAAAUCGAUCACUGGAACAAUGAAAAAGAGAGACUGGUUCUUAUAACUGAGAGGUCUUUGUUGGUGUGCAAAUAUGACUUCAUAAACCUCCAGUGUCAGCAGGUCAUAAGAAUUUCCCUGAACGCUGUGGACACGAUCUCGGUCGGCGAGUUUGAGUUUCCCCCAAAAUCCCUCAACAAGAGAGAGGGAACCGGUAUCCGUGUCCAGUGGGAUAAGCGACCAAGACCUUCGUUCAUAAACCGCUGGAACCCCUGGUCCACUGACGUACCCUACGCCACCUUCACCAAACACCCCAUGGCACACGCCGAUGAAAAGGUGGCCUCCCUCUGCCAGCUUGAGAAUUUCAAGACGCAGCUCGUCCAGGCUGUGAAAAAAGCCCAUAAAGACUUCCCCAUCCCAGGACGAGCCAAUGGCGUGCUGAUACUGGAGCGGCCGCUCCUGAUCGAGACCUACCUGGGCAUCAUGUCCUUCAUCAACAAUGAAGCCAAACUGGGCUACGCCAUGACAAGGGGAAAAAUCGGCUUUUAACUCCUGAAUUCUCCCUCCAUUUCUCUCAUCCUCCAGUCAAGUGCUGUUUUUGAGUGAUACUGCUACACUUGAGUAUGUGAGUCCAGUACAUACUGCUUGUUUUGUUGUUUGGAUGUAUAUAGCGUGUGAAAUGUGCCAGGCAGUGAGACGUGUGGUCACUGCAGCAGGAUGUGCCUGGAUGAAGCCCUCUUCCUCUAUUCACAUGUGGUAAAAAAAAAAGCCUUUCUAAUGUGUUCGAAUGGUUUGGAGAUGCAGUGUGUGUGUUACUGGCAACGAUUUGACCAUUGAUCACUAUCCCUAUUAAGUCCCUACAAAUAGCGUCCCCUGCCAGAAGUGCCCUUUAAGGGCGCAAAAAAGCCAUUUGGAAUUCGCAAAAAAGCUCACAAUGCUUGCCCCGCCUCCAGGGUCUUCUGAUUGGUCCAUUGUUUUGGAACUGACAUUGAUGAGCGGCACUGUGUGUAAAAGUUUAAAUUCUUUUAACUUGACACAGCAUCUUAAAAACGCGGCCCUCGUGUGCGACAUGCCGCAAAAGAUAUUGCAUAUUUUGCAUUCUGAACAUUUACUUUGACAUAUUGGACUUCGGUCAAAAUCGCGAUGAAAAUCAGUCCAGGCAAGCAUUUCCCAAAAGCAUCGUGAGCUAAGUUGAUCAUAGAGACCGCUGGUGCCAAUGGUUCUACGAUCUACUUAGGCUUACGAUGCUUUUGGGAAAUGCAGCACGGAUCUUUUCAUCUGUAUUUUGAUGUAGUGUAAAUUCGUUAAUCCGAGUGUAAUGGAUUAACGAAAAA
Messenger RNA from Sinocyclocheilus rhinocerous, 1775 nucleotides. It is a transcript of the gene tprg1l, whose product is annotated as tumor protein p63 regulated 1-like. The transcript has 6 exons. Lineage: Eukaryota; Metazoa; Chordata; Actinopteri; Cypriniformes; Cyprinidae. Bases 172 to 990 code for a protein of 272 amino acids. Gene Ontology annotation, cellular component: cytoplasm. The record is from RefSeq and is a predicted model, not a curated record.